This is a messenger RNA of Gallus gallus (chicken), 2562 nucleotides long. Its product is annotated as integrin beta-7-like. Lineage: Eukaryota; Metazoa; Chordata; Aves; Galliformes; Phasianidae. Gene Ontology annotation, biological process: integrin-mediated signaling pathway; cell-matrix adhesion; cell migration. Gene Ontology annotation, cellular component: focal adhesion; cell surface; integrin complex. Bases 7 to 2340 code for a protein of 777 amino acids. The record is from RefSeq and is a predicted model, not a curated record. The transcript is spliced from 15 exons. Gene Ontology annotation, molecular function: integrin binding.
GGGGCGAUGGGGCGGGGGGGGCUCCUACUGCUGCUGCUGCUGCCGCUGCUGCGGGCGGCCCCGAGGGAGGCAGGAGGGUCGUGCCGCCCGCAGCCCUCCUGCGAGGAGUGCAUCAGCUCCCACCCGCAGUGCGCAUGGUGCGAGGAGCCGGACUUCUCGGGGGGGGCACAGAUGGAGGCAUCGCGCUGCGCCCCACGGGCGGCCCUGGAGCGCGCCGGGUGCCCCCCCGGGGCCAUCGUGGAUCCCCGUGGGAGUCUGCGGGUCCUGAGGGACACAGAGAGGGGGGACGGCGGGGGGCAGCUGCAGCCCCAUAGUGUGGAGAUGGAGCUGAGGGCUGGUGAGGAGCUGAGCUUCGCCGUGCGGUUCCGGCGGGCGCGGGCGGUGCCGGUGGACCUUUACUUCCUGCUGGACCUCUCCUACUCCAUGCGCGACGAUCUGCGGCUGCUGCAGCGCCUGGGCACCGAACUGCUGCACGCUCUGCACAACGCCUCCAGCGCCGCGCGCAUCGGCUUCGGCUCCUUCGUGGACAAACCGCUGCUGCCCUUCUCGGCGGUGACCCCCCGGCGCAGCCCCUGCCCCGCCGCGGAGCCCUGCGCCCCCCCCGUGGCGUUCCGCCAUCUGCUGCCCCUCACCAACGACAGCGCCGAGUUCAGGCGCCGCGUGCGGAGCCAACGCGUCUCCGCAAACAUGGAUGCGCCCGAGGGCGGCUUCGACGCCAUCGUGCAGGUGGCGGUGUGCCAGGAGCGCAUCGGUUGGCGCCCCGUGCGGCGGCUGCUGCUCUUCGCAUCCGACGACACCUUCCACACGGCGGGGGAUGGGCGCCUGGGGGGCAUCGCGCGGCCCUGCGACGGCCGCUGCCACCUGGAUGUGCACGGCGAGUACAGCAGCAGCCACCUCUAUGAUUACCCGUCGGUGGGACACCUGGCCCAGGUGCUGUCGGCCGCAGACAUUCUGCCCAUCUUCGCCGUCACCGCGCCCGUGGUGCCUCUGUACCGGGAGCUGAGCCGCCUUAUCCCCGGGGCGGUGGUGGGGGAACUGCGGGAGGACUCCAGCAAUGUGGUGCAGCUCAUCACCGACGCCUACGAGAGCCUGACCUCCACGGUGGAACUGCGGCACUCGGCGCUGCCCCCCGGGCUCAGCAUCAGCAUCCAGCCCCACUGCGGCGGCCCCCCCGGCCCCCCACAGCCCCACAGCGCCCGCUGCACCGGGGUGGGCGUCAACCAGGAGGUGACCUUCACAGUGCGGGUGAGGGCAGAGAAGUGCCUGGGCCCCCUCCAGCGCGUGGGGCUGCGGGUGGUGGGGGUCCCCGAGGAGCUGUCCCUACUGCUGCGCGUCCCCUGCGCCUGUCCCUGCGCACAGCGGCGGGGGGGGGCCGCCCUCUGCCGGGGAGGGGACCUGGAGUGCGGCGUCUGCAGGUGCCCCAAUGGCCGCCGCGGCCACCGCUGCGAGUGCGAAGGGCCGGAGGAGGAGGGGGGCGGGGGCUGCCGGCCCCAGAACAGCACGGCCCCCCCCUGCAGCGGGAGGGGACGCUGCGUCUGUGGGGCGUGUCGGUGCCCCCCCGGGCUGAGCGGCCGCUACUGCCAAUGCGAGGAGGGGGCGUGCGAGCGGCACGAGGGGCUGCCGUGCGGAGGAGAGCAGCGGGGAGAGUGCGUGUGCGGCCGCUGUCGGUGCCGCCCCGGGUUCGGCGGCCGCGGCUGCGGGUGUCCCCUGGCGCGGGACGGCUGCGUGCGGGGCGGCACCGAAUGCAGCGGGAACGGACAGUGCGAGUGCGGGCGCUGCCGCUGCCGCGACGGGUUCGUGGGCGCGCUGUGCGAGCGCUGCCUCCACUGCGCCGGGCGCUGCGUGAGGCUGCGGGACUGCGCGGACUGCGCUGCCUUCGGGCGGGGGCCGCUGCGGGGGAACUGCAGCCACGCGUGUAAUGGGACGGCCCUGCGGGUGCUGCCCCCCCCCGCGCCCCCCGGAGCCGCGCUGUGCCGGGAGCGGACGUCCGACGGCCGCGUCCUCGUGUUCCUGGUGGAGAGUGGGGGCGGGGAUGAGGACGAGGAAGGGGGCGACGUCUCCAUCACCGUGUGGGCUGAGGAGGCCUCACUGCGGCAGUCCCCACUGCUGGUGGCGGUGGUGGCGGCGGCGGUGGCUGUGGGGCUGCUGCUGAUGGCCGCGUGGGGCCGCGUCUCCGUGGAGCUCCACGACCGCCGCGAGUUCCGGCGCUUCGAGCGCGAGCGGCUCCGCGCCACGUGGGAUCAGGACAACCCUUUGUUCAGGAGCGCAACCACCACCACCGUCAACCCCAACUACCUCGGGGCUGACAACGAGGACAGCGCCGCCGGGACUCUGCAGUGAAUCCGGGAUGUCCCCACAGUGCUGGGGGGGGGGGGGGUGAAACGGGGGAGGGGGGGCGCUGGGGACCCCCCCCCCCCCAAACCGAGAAGCAGAGCCGAGGGUAGAAAAGGAGAAUGACGUUUAUUUAAAUACCCUAACGAACGCCACCAAGGACCGACACCACGCUACUGGUAAAAAGAGACGACUUUAUGACAUCUUAUAAAAACUACAGCUUAAAAGUGA